GUCGUAUUUUGCAACGAAUGGUGUUGCAGAGUUCAGCAGUGGAGCUACCGGAACCUAGUGCGCAUGCGUGCACUCUUCCCACAGCAGGUAAACUCCACCAUGGCGGCGAGAGGCCAUGUGCAAGACCCCAAUGACCGGAGACUCAGACCCAUAUAUGAUUACCUUGAUAAUGGCAACAACAAGAUGGCCAUACAGCAGGCUGAUAAACUGCUGAAGAAACACAAAGACCUGCACUGUGCUAAGGUGUUAAAGGCCAUCGGCCUCCAGAGGACAGGAAAGCAGGAUGAAGCCUUCUCGUUGGCCCAGGAGGUCACCUCUCUGGAACCCACCGACGACAACUCUUUACAAGCCCUCACCAUCCUCUACAGAGAGAUGCAUCGCCCCGAGUUGGUCACCAAGCUCUACGAAGCUGCCGUCAAGAAGGUUCCGCUGAGCGAGGAGUACCACUCGCACCUUUUCAUGGCGUACGCUCGCAUCGGGGAGUACAAGAAGAUGCAGCAGGCGGGAAUGGCCUUGUAUAAAAUUGUUCCCAAGAAUCCGUACUACUUCUGGUCUGUGAUGAGUCUGGUAAUGCAGGCCAUCUCAGCACAAGAUGAAAAGCUUUCUCAAACCAUGUUCCUGCCACUGGCCGAGCGCAUGGUGGAGAAGAUGGUCAAAGAGGACAAGAUUGAAGCAGAAGCUGAGGUGCAGCUGUACUUUAUGAUCCUGGAGCGUUUGGGAAAGUGCGAGGAGGCUCUGGAUGUUAUCAAGGGGCCACUAGGAGAGAAGCUGACCAGCGAGCUUCAGAGUCGAGAGAGCAAGUGUAUGAUGCUCUACAGGCGACUGCAGCGCUGGCCUGAGUGCAACGCUCUGGCCCACAAGCUGCUGCUGAAAAAUCCUGAUGAUUGGCAGUUUUACCUGGCCUACUUUGAUUCGCUCUUUCACCUCAUGGAUCAGUCGUGGAGUCCGUCAGACGAGGGAGAACACUGUUCCGAAGGCGCGGUGCAUUACACGGUGAAUGAUGUGGUGCGGUUUGUGGAGGAUCGCAUCAAGGGCGAGGAGGGCAAAGACUCCCGCUCCCUGCGGGGUCCUUUCUUGGCCCGUCUGGAGCUGAUGCACAGGCUGAGAGAGAGGGGCUGCCCCGAAGAAAGCCUGCUGGGCGAUCCUCUAGAGCUGAUGGUGCAGUUUUUUGGCAAGUAUGGAGACAAGCCUUGCUGCAUCACGGACCUGAGCAUUUACCUCCACCUGCUCUCUAAUGACCAGCAUGUGCAGUUCAUCAACCGACUGAGCGAGGCCGCCCCACUUGGCCAGCCCGGCCCCGAGGGCUUCGCCUUCCCCGACGACACCAAAGCGCUGCAGAGACAUUUGUGCCUGUGUCAGCUGAGCCGAGCGCUCGGCCUUCACCACGCGCUCGACGCCGCCGGAAAGCUGCGACUCAUCACGGAGCUGAAGGCGCAUUAUCGCCACGGUCUCAAGUUUGGCAAGAACGCUCUGAAGACGGAGCUCCAGUUUUCUGACAUGUAUUGUCUGAUGGCGGCUCACGUCUACGUGGACCUGUGGACAGAAAGCAGGGACGAGGACAUGGUGUGGCAGUGUUUGGGCCUCCUGCAGGAGGGCUUGUCCAACAGUCCCUCCAAUGCUCAGUUCAAGCUGCUGUUGCUGCUCCUCUACUGUCGCCUCGGCGCCUUCGAGCCUGUGGUGGACCUCUACGCCAGCCUGGACGCCAAGCACGUGCAGCACGACACCAUCGGGUUUCUCCUGACGCGUUACGCCGAGUCAUUGGGACAGUUUGCCGCUGCAUCCCAAGCCUGCAACUUCUCUCUCAGGUUUUUCCACUCCAACCAGAAAGAUACCUCAGAGUACAUCAUCCAGGCGUACAAAUACGGCGCCUUUGAGAAGAUCCCGGAGUUCAUCGCCCUCAGGAACAGGUUGAACCAGUCGCUGCACUUCGCCCAGGUCCGCACAGAGAGGAUGCUGCUGGAUUUGUUCCUGGAGGCCGACAUUGUGUUGAGUCUGGAGGAGAGUGUGAAGGCCAUGUGUUUGUCUGCAGAGGAGGAUGACAUUCCCUGGGACAACAUGAGGGACAACAGAGACCUCACAGUUUUCACCUGCUGGGACCCCAAAGAGCGGCGGUUGAAUGAUGAGCACCGGCAGCGUUCCCUGGAGGAAGAGUGCGUCUGGCUGAGGAUACGCUCUCUCACGCUGCGCCUCCUCGCCGCAAUGGCGGCACUGGGACACAAACCCUCGCCACAAAACUCCGAGCUGGCCACUGAGAACGGCGUGGGGGACAAGGUGUCGAGCCUGGGUGGCCUCCUGGCGCAGCUCAACCAGACGUUGCAGACAGCCGCUCAGCUGGCAGAGAGAUGCACGCAGUAUCCCUUCCUGGGACCCCCCUCUACCCGUCUGGCCACCGCCCUGUCCAGCGGAAGCUGCCAAUGUCAGGCGGCGGCACUCCAGCUGUCGGCCCACAUACACGAGUUGGACGGCGCGGGAAUCGACGAGUCGUCAGAGCUCCAAACACAGAUGUGCAACACCUUCAAGUCACUAGCUGUUCAACUACAAGAAAUGCUGACAAAAUGCAAAGGAGAUUUACUGGAAAUGAAAGAAGGCAAAUUAAAAACGAGGCCACCUUUAUUAGAAAACCUCAUCUUUUUCGUGGAGACGGUGUGCGUUGUCUUUUGGGUUGCUAGCUACUGUGCUAAGAUCCUGCGGCCACUCAAGACCAGCCUACAGAAGAAGAAGAAGAAGAAAAAGGAUGCGAGCAUUGUUCAGCCGGCAGUCAUGUGCGGCUUCCAGGAGCUGACGGCGAGCUUGCAGGACCUGCUGGCCCAGGCCUUGGAGCACAUAAAAGGACAGGAAGUUGUAAUAACGGCCAUCAAAAUGUCCACUUUAAGCUUGGAAGGAUCCACACAGGAGGAAUGGUCGUUUACGAAGGCUGCUAUGGACAAGCUGCAGAGCAGUCACCUGCGCUCGCUGCAGGAGGCGGGAGAUUUGCUCAAGAAGAGGGUGGAAACGCUAAAGAACCUCAAGAUCUGAACGUCAUCACGUUCACCUCCCCUAAACUCCCCAGUGAUGACCCCCCCUCCCCCCCCACCUGGAUUCUGUUUGUCCUGUCAGCACAUUUCUGGAACAGUUUCAACUCGCUUACACCUAUCAUGAACUCGUACUGCAACGUGAGACUUUCAGAUGCUAAUUAGGCCCUUUUAGACAAACUAGUAAAUUAUUGUACAUAGCUAAGAGCAAGCCAAUAUAAAAUACAAUAAACCACUAUGCUUUUUGUCGGUUAGUCACCUUCAUCAGACUGAAGAUUCCGUUGGACGUUUAUUUAGUUCGUGUUUUUGUUCACCUUUUGUGUGUCAGUAUUAUGAAGGAGUUGUGUUCAUUCAAUCGCAAGCAGGAUCCACUUCUUCCACUUCCUCCCGGCUGUGGCAAUGGUGUGGUCACGUGACAUCCUCAGCAACCAGCAGAUUGUUUUCGGUCUGGAAAACAAUCCUCAAACCGUGUUUUUGUUUGCUGCACCAUUUUAAAAUGACAGAUGCAGCAUUUUUUUAACAUGAGCUGCUUGUGUGUGCGUGCGUGUUUGUGUGUGUGUGUGUGUGUGUGUGUGUAGUCUAUGGGUGGGCCCUGAUGGCACUGAGGUUUAUGCCCUCCCAUCAUCUGUGCAGUGUCCACACUUCCUGUCUCACACAAACAUACUUUGGACCUAAUUGUAAAUAAUGCAGGACGCUGCCGUUCCGAGGGUGUGUGCGUGUGUGUGUGUGUGUGUGUGUGAAGGUUGCUGUAGUAGAUUCUGUUAGAGCUGUGCUGUGUUUGCGUUCCAUCAUUUGCUCUCACCUCCGAAUCAGUCAAUCCAAACUCCUGACACAUGUCAGCAUAUUGACCUGUAAGAUGGACGUUUAGAACACAACCAGCUGUUACACUACAUUGACCUUAUCUCUCCACAGAACAAUGUCCAACAAAUAAAGAAUUUGAAUGGAGUUUAUUUGACACCCCCCAACCCCACCCCAAAAAAAUGUAUUGUGGCAGCACCCUGAAGUUUGAUGGAAUGAGACAAAUCUAGUUUUAUGGUGAAAGAGAGCUGUUUUAUUCAAUGAAUACAAUGAAAUAUACUGGAAGUAUAUCUGUUCAUCUGAAUGGCUGCAAAGUGUUGAUGGGGUUUAAGCGCUAUGAUUGACAAUCUGGAGUGUCAUCUCAUCAUCAUCUUUUGUUAGAAAAUGGGAAAACAGAAACACUGGAAUGUCAAAGCUUUUUUAAAAAAAUAAAACGGUAA
This is a messenger RNA of Doryrhamphus excisus (bluestripe pipefish), 4249 nucleotides long. RefSeq names its product N-alpha-acetyltransferase 25, NatB auxiliary subunit (gene naa25). The record is from RefSeq and is a predicted model, not a curated record. Gene Ontology annotation, biological process: N-terminal peptidyl-methionine acetylation. Gene Ontology annotation, cellular component: NatB complex; cytoplasm. Gene Ontology annotation, molecular function: protein binding. Lineage: Eukaryota; Metazoa; Chordata; Actinopteri; Syngnathiformes; Syngnathidae.